Molecule: messenger RNA, 2100 nt
Organism: Hyla sarda
Lineage: Eukaryota; Metazoa; Chordata; Amphibia; Anura; Hylidae
Product: cytochrome P450 26A1
Exons: 9
Coding region: 327-1811 (494 amino acids)
Biological process (GO): sterol metabolic process
Molecular function (GO): monooxygenase activity; heme binding; iron ion binding
Source: RefSeq, a predicted model, not a curated record
UGCUAUCAACCUUUCCCCUGUACGGUUGCUACAUGUUCAGCGUUUCAUAGACAGUGAAUUAGAAGCUUUGAUGCCAGCUUCGCACAUCGCCAAGGCUUUCACAUUACAAAUCUGCACCUUUCUGUCCAGCAAUAUUUUACGCUGAACUUUGAGACUUGAGAAUUUUUCACCUCUCGGGGCUCGUUCUGGCAAGCCCAUUUAUAGCAGAAACAACCGUCCACGCAGAGUAUUAGUGAAGCCAUUGAAUAGGAGAAUAGUAACAACACCCUGACUUGUAUGGAAAGAGAAGAGAAGUUUGUUUUGGCAAAACAUGACCUCUGCGGGUAAUGUGGGCCCCCGUUUCCAGCGUCAUUAUCCCAUCGAUGAAUUCUAAUUGCACAUUCACAUUUGAACUGGAUACAUUGUUCCUGAUGUUUUCACCUCCAUGUAUGGAAAUGACAGUAAUCCCACCUGGAGUCAGGUGUGAAGGGCGCAUUUCCACAACAAUGCUCAGUAUAGCACACCCAGGUACGGUAACACAGAGACGAAAAUUCCUUCAACUAAAGCGCAGAAAGUACGGGCACAUCUACAAGACGCAUCUGUUUGGAACUCCAACCGUGCGCAUCAUGGGCUCGGAAAACGUGCGGCAAAUCCUCCUUGGGGAGCACAAGCUGGUGUCCGUGCACUGGCCGGCCUCUGUCCGUACCAUCCUGGGCUCCGGAUGUCUCUCCAAUCUGCAUGACAGCCAGCACAAGCACAUGAAGAAGGUCAUCAUGCAAGCCUUCUCCAGGGAAGCUUUGGAGAACUAUUUGCCAGUCAUGGAGGAAGAGAUGAGCAAUGCCAUUCAUCUUUGGAUGCAGAACGAUUCCUGUGUGCUAGUGUACCCCGCCGUCAAGCGCCUCAUGUUUCGUAUAGCCAUGAGACUGCUUCUGGGAUUUGAGCCCGAACAAAUGGACCCGACGCACGAACAACCAUUGGUGGAAGCUUUUGAGGAAAUGAUCAGGAAUCUCUUCUCUCUUCCCAUUGAUGUUCCAUUUAGUGGCCUCUACAAGGGCUUGAGGGCAAGAAAUAUAAUUCAUGCUAAAAUUGAAGAAAACAUUAAAGAAAAGUUGCAGAAGGAACCAGAGGGGACUUGUAAAGAUGCCUUACAGUUGCUGAUUGACCAUAGCCGGAGGGCCGGAGAACCUGUGAACUUGCAGGCACUGAAAGAAUCUGCAACUGAACUGCUAUUUGGUGGCCAUGGGACCACGGCGAGUGCUGCCACAUCUCUUAUAACGUUUCUUGGCCUUCAUAAGGAGGUUGUGCAGAAAGUUCGUCAAGAGCUUGACUCUAAGGGUCUCUUAUCUAGUAAUCCUGAUGAAAAGAAAGCUUUGACUCUGGAUGUAUUACAGCAGCUUAAAUACACUGGUUGUGUCCUGAAGGAAACCCUUCGCCUUGUUCCACCAGUUCCCGGAGGCUUUCGAGUUGCUUUGAAGACUUUUGUCCUAAAUGGCUAUCAGAUUCCAAAGGGGUGGAAUGUCAUAUACAGUAUUGCCGACACUCAUGAUGUUGCUGACAUUUUUCCAAACAAAGAUGAGUUCAACCCUGACCGUUUCUUAACUCCAUUCCCUGAAGACUCCUCCAGAUUCAAUUUCAUUCCAUUUGGAGGAGGUGUAAGGAACUGUGUGGGCAAAGAGUUUGCCAAUAUACUCCUUAAGACUUUCAUCAUCGAGCUGUGCCGAAAUUGUGACUGGGAUCUUCUAAAUGGGCCACCGACCAUGAAGACUGGUCCCAUUGUCUAUCCAGCGGACAAUCUUCCCACACAGUUCAGACCAUUUCAAAGCACAGUUUAAUAGCAGAAUCAUUUAUGUAAAGGCACAAAAUUAUAUAUAUAUAUAUAGUAUCUUAAUGUAUAUAGCUGCUUUUAUAAAUUCACUUAUUUUAUAUUUAAUUUGUACAGUCCUAUAGUUAUUUAUAAUGUGUCCAUAAUAACUUCCGAGCACUCAAAAGUGGGCGCCUGCCCAUAAAGUAUGUAGAUAUAUAAAUUGUAUUAAAAGCCUUGUGCAUUUAUUAUUGGGCAAUAUUGCACCUUUGUAAAUUUCUGUAUAUAUGAAUUCCAUGUGUUACAAUAAAGCUGUGAUC